AUGGAGCGCUCAGAGCCCGGCUCCUCUGGAAAACGCACAGCCUUGGAGCUGAGGCUGCAGACUGGGACCACGCUGGAUCCCGUGCACCUGGAAGCGUUGCUCUGGCUGCUCAUCUCUUCUUGCUGGGUUUGGAGCUUAGGCUGUGGGAUGAUGGAGACACUGCUUGGCAACCUGGGGAAGGCAACGGUCCUGGGGAUCCCCCCUUACUUCCAGAAUCUCACCCAGCACUUUGGAACAGUCACAUGGAAGAGGAGCAUGGAAAACCCACUAAGCAAGGAAUACUUGUGCACGUACUACAAAGGUAACUACACCAACUACAAGCUGGGACAGAUUCUCUUCCCCAACUUCUCACUGGAGAUCCUCAGCACCCAACGGCUUGACCAGCAGCUCUGUGAAUACUCUGUCACCAUGGAAGCAGGGGAGAAAAACUGGCAGAUCCGACUGGUGGUGUAUGAACCCGUGUCCGAUCCCAGCAUCCACAUCCUCGACUGGAUGCUGGCCAAUGACAGCAGCACAGUCACCCUCAACUGCACAGCAGCACAAGGGGACAACGUGUCCUGCAGCUGGGCCAGCUCUGAGGCCAGCACCUCGUCGCUCUGCACCCACAACAGCAGCCUCUUGCUGCUCUCCUCUGACCCCACCAACAGCACCCUGCCUCGCGCCUGCACUGCCAGCAACCCUGUCAACUGCUGCACCACCGCCCUCCAUUCCUCCAUCUGCAGAUCCGAGGAGCAAGGCAGCUGGAGGACAGGGAUGCUGCUGCUGCUGGGGGUGGUGCUGCCCAUAAUGAUCCUGAUGGUGCUUGCCGGGGCCUUCACUGUGGCCUAUGUGGCUGCAAACAUGAGACAACCAAGGGAGCAGUUGCCUCUGGCUGAGGAUAGCACAGUGCACAUCAUCUACUUUGAGGUGCAGCGGGUGGAGAAGCCGAAGUCCCCCUGCAGCCUGGGCUCUGAUCACCCCACCUGCACCACCACUUAUGCUGCAGCCACUGGCACAUCCCUGGCCCCCCACAGCUCUCAGGGGAUUUUGCCCAUCCCUGCGGAAAUGGGACACGCUGCUCCCGGCCCCGAAGCAUCGCGCUGAUGAUCGCUGGAGCAACGCGUAUGGCCGAAGGAAGGAAAGAAAGCAAAGAGAGCAGCGCCGGGACAGGACGAGACAACAGCAGCGCUCGGAGGGACGAACUCGCCAGGGGGAGCCCAUAGGGGACAA
Molecule: messenger RNA, 1209 nt
Organism: Tympanuchus pallidicinctus (lesser prairie-chicken)
Lineage: Eukaryota; Metazoa; Chordata; Aves; Galliformes; Phasianidae
Product: signaling lymphocytic activation molecule-like
Source: RefSeq, a predicted model, not a curated record